AUGACGUGUGUGUGUGUGUGUGUGUGUGUAUAUAUGUGGGAUGCCUGGGGACUCUGCUCAGACCACGCUGAACUUCCCUCUUCAGAGCCACUCAUCAUUUCAGAGAAGUCACCCGCCACCAUGAUGCCUGGGGGCUUAUCUGACACCAAGCCAGCCACUCCAGAGGUUCAGCACCUUGUUAACCAGGUGAAGCCACAGUUUCAGAGCCGGGCAAACACAAACUGUGCUGUCUUUACAGCCGUAGUAUAUAGGACUCAAGUGGUUGCUGGGACAAUGUACUUUAUUAAGGUCCAAGUUUCUGAUGAUGAAUAUGUCCACUUAAAGGUGUUUCUGAGUCUUCCUCAUGAGAACCAAGGUCCCAGCCUUGUCGAUUUUGAGACUGGCAAAACCAAAGAUGACCCUCUGACCUACUUCUAAAACAUGAUGAGGUGCAGUGCCUCACCUCUGCAAAUCCCAUGGGGGUUCUGCCUGUGACAGUAAAUAAAAUAAGUUUGGAAAGCUAUGGUCCUUUUGCUGCUCAUAUACCUGCAGAGGUCUUUCUUGUUAUCUUUCAUGUCUGUCACAAGACUAAAGUAUUUCUAAUAGAGACAUAGAAUAAACAUAAGAUUAUCUGGAAUAUAAAACACACUUAAGGAAAAAGGGCUGAGAAAGAUAAUAAUCAAUAGUGAAAACCAGUGAAUAGAACAGUACGCACCAGUCAAAGAUGCCAUCUCCAGUCAAAAGAAAUGUUUAUUGUUAUAAAUGCAGAAAUGCUUGUCCAGCUGAAGUUCCUUUCCAGGACUUUUCCACGGGACUGAGAACAUAAGCAAGCUGGUUUGGUAUUUUAAACUCACACACCCUCUACAGGACAUUACAUGCUACUGCUGCAAGAAGAUGAGCAUGAUUACCAAGGGAAUGUUUGGUUCAAACUACUGUAAGCCUCUUUCUCUUCCUUGCAAAAUUGCUUCAGCUCGAGUCUCUCAUCAGGUCUUUGCCCAUAAAAUACAAAGUGCCAUUUACAUCUACACAUAUAUUCACAAUUGCAAAACAGCACAGAAAAGACUGAGGCUUUCUUCUUGUUCCUUGCUGCAAAUAUAUGAGUGCUGGUGUCAUUCCCCUUCUGCUUUCCAGACCACGGAAGUCCACAAACAGGACUCAGCCACAGUAUUCUGGUUAAGUUGCACUAAAGCCUAAGUUAAGUUGCAAUAAAAGUAGGGUUUACAUUAGUGCAGGUAAUAGGAGAGCCCUGUGACUCUCAGAUUUGGAUAUUGCACAGGAAGGGAAUGGCAUAAAAGAAAUGGA
Molecule: messenger RNA, 1281 nt
Organism: Prinia subflava (tawny-flanked prinia)
Lineage: Eukaryota; Metazoa; Chordata; Aves; Passeriformes; Cisticolidae
Product: cystatin-A-like
Exons: 3
Coding region: 1-417 (138 amino acids)
Cellular component (GO): cytosol
Molecular function (GO): cysteine-type endopeptidase inhibitor activity
Source: RefSeq, a predicted model, not a curated record